Molecule: messenger RNA, 457 nt
Organism: Austrofundulus limnaeus
Lineage: Eukaryota; Metazoa; Chordata; Actinopteri; Cyprinodontiformes; Rivulidae
Product: TRMT1-like protein
Biological process (GO): tRNA N2-guanine methylation
Cellular component (GO): nucleus
Molecular function (GO): tRNA (guanine) methyltransferase activity; RNA binding
Source: RefSeq, a predicted model, not a curated record
CUGGACGGAAGUCGUGUCCUCUGUGUCCUGAGGAGAAAUUUAAAGCUUGUUACAGCCACAAGCUGCGCCGACACCUGCAGAACCUCCACUGGAAGGUUUACGUGGAGUUUGAAGGACACAAGAUGUGCAUCUGCCACCUGCCCUGCAGAACCCUGAAGGCCGGCCUCAGCGGAGACCAGGCGUCGGGGAGACACAUGCCCCACUACCACUGCGUGGUGUGUUCCGUCACCAUCGCCCGCAAGACCGACAUGGUGAGCCACCUCAAACGCCACGUCAACAAGGGCGAGACCGAGGCCAGCUACUCCGGGGGCUCCGACGUCCCGUUUGAAGAGCCCACUCCGUCGGGUCAGGCCUACGAGAUCAUGAAGGAACUGGGAACCAACGUCCAGCUGCUGCCCAACUACACCACCCCGCAGAAGAGUGACACCUACUUCAACCGCAAGAUGAAGACCAACAG